Molecule: messenger RNA, 978 nt
Organism: Plenodomus lingam JN3
Lineage: Eukaryota; Fungi; Ascomycota; Dothideomycetes; Pleosporales; Leptosphaeriaceae
Source: RefSeq, a predicted model, not a curated record
AUGCCCCUGCUGCCUUUGCGCCUCGUACGCCAAUCUUUGCAGAUCUCUCACUGUACAGUUACCGAGUCAAAUCUGUAUACGCAUACGGCCAGGAAGAGUCUCGUUGGCUUUGUGGCCACUCGCACCUUGUCCUCACGACAUUAUUACCCAUUUCAACACCCCCCGCAGCUACGCCAUCGCUUUACGCAACCCAGUCGCGUAGUGUCUACCUGCUGGAACGACUCAGGCAGCCAUCCUACCUCUCGACCGGUACGAAGCAUGUCAUCCGACGCCGACUACGCGGCCUUUCUGGACAAGGCGAAUCAAGCCAGCGGCUCUGCAGAAGCGCAGGAGGCAGUCAAGAAGAGCCAUGGGACAAAGAGCGUGAACAGCAUGGUACCAAGAGGGCUGGAUCAGAUCGAGGAGUACUACACAAGCGAUGCAGAUGAGCCUUUUGAGCCUGUUGCACUGAAGUUUGAUGGGUCAAGUGUAUCGGCAGACGAGCUGAAGAAGUUGAUAGGCGGGGAUCAGGAUGUUCAAGAGGUUGGGCAGAAGGAGUUUGGAAGCCAGUAUAAGACGGUCAUGGACGCGGUGAGCAAGGCCGGGAAUGGCGAGAUCAGGAUCUUCCGAGUGGAGCUUGGUGAAACAAGAGCGGAAUACUAUGUCGUCUCUGUAGACACGGAACAAGGCAGGGUGGUAGGGCUCAAGGCAUUGAGCGUGGAGUCUGGCCAAUGCUGCGUUGAGAACGAGGGUCCGUCGCUGGGCGGAGAAUGGAAAACAGAGAUUCGCACAACCGGGUUUCCCGUCGACGCAUUCCGAUGGGCACAGGAUGCACAAGCAAGCGACAGUCGACAGUGCUUUGCAAGCGGGAACAGGGCACGCUCUUGCUCUUGGGAUGCGCUGCAAAGUACGGAGUACUGGAGACUGUUUGCUGCCCACCAGCUCAUUGGCCGGGCGAGUGGUUGGAGGCGAGCCAAUGACGGGGGCCUUGGCUUGUGA